Nomascus leucogenys (northern white-cheeked gibbon) is the source of this 1345-nucleotide messenger RNA. RefSeq names its product zinc finger and SCAN domain containing 16 (gene ZSCAN16). NCBI's taxonomy places the organism in Eukaryota, Metazoa, Chordata, Mammalia, Primates, Hylobatidae. The record is from RefSeq and is a predicted model, not a curated record.
AGGCGAAGCUUCCUAGAGCGGCCCGGAAGUGCCCGGCUGAAGCGGCCGGGCGCCGAUUGGUGUCUUUGAGUCUAGUCUUUGUUCGGGGCUGUCCAAAGGACGCUAGCUGUUGCACCUGUUCCUCCCUGCGCGUAAGCUAGAGGAUAAAUCUCCUGACAAAGCCCAGAAUGACCACAGCCCUGGAACCUGAGGACCAAAAAGGACUUCUGAUAAUUAAGGCAGAGGACCAUUAUUGGGGACAGGAUUCCAGCUCACAAAAGUGCAGUCCUCACAGGAGGGAACUCUAUAGACAGCACUUCAGGAAGCUCUGCUAUCAGGAUGCACCUGGACCCCGUGAAGCUCUUACCCAGCUGUGGGAGCUCUGCCGUCAGUGGCUGAGGCCAGAAUGCCACACCAAGGAGCAAAUUUUAGACCUGCUGGUGCUAGAACAGUUCCUAAGCAUUCUUCCUAAAGACCUGCAAGCAUGGGUGCAGGCACACCAUCCAGAGACUGGAGAGGAGGCAGUGACUGUGCUGGAGGAUCUGGAGAGAGAGCUUGAUGAACCUGGAAAGCAGGUCCCAGGCAAUUCAGAAAGACAGGACAUACUCAUGGACAAGUUGGCCCCCUUGGGAAGGCCAUAUGAAUCACUGACUGUCCAGCUCCAUCCCAAGAAGACCCAGCUGGAGCAGGAAGCUGGGAAACCACAAAGGAAUGGUGAUAAAACUAGGACUAAGAAUGAAGAGUUAUUCCAAAAGGAAGAUAUGCCCAAAGACAAGGAAUUCCUUGGGGAGAUAAAUGACAGACUGAACAAAGAUACUCCUCAGCAUCCUAAGUCCAAAGAUAUUAUUGAAAAUGAGGGCAGAUCAGAAUGGCAACAGAGGAAAAGAAGACGAUAUAAAUGUGAUGAAUGUGGGAAAAGUUUCAGUCAUAGCUCAGACCUUAGUAAACACAGGAGAACUCACACUGGAGAGAAGCCCUAUAAAUGUGAUGAGUGUGGAAAAGCCUUCAUUCAGCGCUCACAUCUCAUUGGACAUCAUAGAGUACACACAGGAGUAAAACCCUAUAAAUGUAAAGAAUGUGGGAAAGAUUUCAGUGGGCGCACAGGUCUUAUUCAGCAUCAGAGAAUCCACACAGGUGAAAAACCCUAUGAAUGUGAUGAGUGUGGAAGGCCUUUCCGAGUAAGUUCAGCUCUUAUUAGACAUCAAAGAAUUCAUACAGCAAAUAAACUCUACUAAUAUAGUAGUAAUAUCAAAAGUUCUUUAGACAUUCAGGCCUAACUAGUUAUCAAAGAAUCUAUUUAAAAACCUUGAGUUUCCUCAAUGUGGUCAAAGCUUCAGUCAUCAUUAAACUUCUCUGGACCAAAGAA